Molecule: messenger RNA, 1855 nt
Organism: Sesamum indicum (sesame)
Lineage: Eukaryota; Viridiplantae; Streptophyta; Magnoliopsida; Lamiales; Pedaliaceae
Gene: APS2
Product: ADP-glucose pyrophosphorylase small subunit 2
Biological process (GO): glycogen biosynthetic process
Molecular function (GO): glucose-1-phosphate adenylyltransferase activity
Source: RefSeq, a predicted model, not a curated record
UCACAGCUACUAGCCAGUCAGACAAGAUCCUCUCUAGUGUCCAUGAAGAAGAAGAAACCUAAAUAUUCUCUUUUGAUCUUCCUCAUUAAAUUCUUCCCAAACACAUAAUGGAAGGAGAAGAAGUUGAAGAAAUCUCCCAAUACAAACCAAAAUUCAUCAAUUCAAGAAAAAAGAUCAGUUUAAAUUCUUGUUAGCAUGCCUCUGUUUUCUUCAUUGUAUCCUCAAUUAAGGCUUCCACAUUUCAAGGCUGCAUUGGAGUUUGGCUCUACGUCUCCUCCGAGUUUGUUCAUAAAGAAUUCACAGCAGCCCAAGUGCUCGAAUUCCCUGUUCCCUCCAGCAAACCAGAGUGUUGCAGCGAUUGUGUUUGGAGAUGGAUCAUCGCAUUCAAGGCUCUACCCGUUGACAAAGAGAAGAUCAGAAGCCGCUAUUCCUAUAGCUGGAAACUAUAGACUAAUCGAUGCCGUUGUGAGCAACUGCAUUAACAGCGACAUAACGAAGAUAUAUGCACUCACACAGUUCAACUCCACCUCUCUGAACUCUCACCUUGCAAGAGCUUAUUCCGGAGCACGUCUCUUAAAGGAGGGAUUUGUUGAGGUUAUUGCAGCAUAUCAGAGCCCGGAAGACAAUGGCUGGUUUCAGGGAACUGCAGAUGCUAUUAGGAGGUGUUUGUGGGUGCUGGAAGAGCAUCCAGUUAUCGAGUUCUUGGUUCUUCCCGGCCACCACCUUUAUAAAAUGGAUUACCAGAGAAUUGUAGACGCCCACCGGCAAAGCAAAGCUGAUAUUACCGUCUCAGUGUUUAGUAAAACAAAGGAUGAGGACUUAGGAUUUGGGAUAUUCAAACUAAAUGCUGAAAAUCAAGUUCUUGAGUUUAGAGACAAUCCAGAAACAACCGGCGUUCUGAAGUCCAUAUCAGUGGAGAACUUUGAUGAAAAUGUGAAGUAUAAUUUUCCCAGCAUGGGGAUCUAUGUUAUUAACAGAGAUAUCAUGAUAAAGCUCCUGACAGAGCAUUUUCCCACUGCAAAUGACUUGAAAAGUCAAGUAAUUCCAGGUGCAAUUUCUCUUGGAAUGAAGGUUCAGGCUUAUCAAUUUGAUGGAUAUUGGGAGGAUAUGGGAAGCGUAGCAGCUUACUAUCGCGCAAAUAUGGAAACCAUUCGUAGGACAAACAAAGCAUACAACUUCUACGAUAGAGCUUCUCCUAUGUACACAUUGCCCCGUCAUUUGCCUCCAAGUCUUGUAACUGAUGCUGUCAUAACAGAUUCCGUCAUUGGAGAUGGUUGCAUUCUAUGCAAAUGCAGAAUAAGAGGAACAGUAGUCGGUAUGAGGACAAGGAUAGGCGACGAUGCUGUGAUUGAGGAUUCGGUCAUUUUGGGUUCUGAUUCCUAUCAUCAUAAUGGUAUUAGUGAAGGGGAAGCCACCAGCAUACCUGUCGGGAUCGGGGAAGGCUCACACAUAAGGCAAGCUAUAAUUGACAAGAAUGCAAGAAUUGGCAAGAAUGUCAUGAUUAUAAACAAGGACAGUGUCCAAGAAGGGAACAUGGAAGCAAAUGGUUAUAUCAUAUCAGGAGGAAUAGUUGUUGUCAUAAGGAAUGCAGUGAUCCCAGAUGGCAGCAUCCUCUGAAAAUUUGCUGUUCUCGUAAGUUAAAAGAUGUAGAGAUGAUUCUUUCACUUUUAGCAGCUGCAGAAUAAUCAAGGGAUUAAAAAGAAAUAACACUUUUCAAUUCACUACGUUAAGCCUUUCAGUGAUCUUUUUUGCUACUGAGUUCACAUUUCAAUUCAAAGAUCAGAAUCAGAUCUUUAUGAAAAGAGUCUGUUUCCCUUGAUGGGAUGUGGAUUUAUAUUCAAAUAAGGCCUGUUUA